Messenger RNA from Ziziphus jujuba (common jujube), 523 nucleotides. RefSeq names its product protein PSY3. The transcript has 2 exons. The record is from RefSeq and is a predicted model, not a curated record. The coding region runs from base 71 to 298 and encodes 75 amino acids. Lineage: Eukaryota; Viridiplantae; Streptophyta; Magnoliopsida; Rosales; Rhamnaceae.
UAUCACCGCUAUAAAAAGAGAAAGAAAUAGAGAGAGAGAGAGAGAGAGAGACCACAUUUGAGAAAGAGAGAUGGGUCAUGGAGGUCGGCUUUCUUUGUGUCUCUUCCUUGCCUUUGCUCUGAUUCUCUGCUCUGCUUCUGCCCGACACACCAUGCUACUUUCAGAAGAUGUCGAAGUGGGAAUGGAGGGAAGGUCUCUAUUAGUGACCACCAACGACUACGGCGACACGACAGCAAAUCCCGGCCAUGAUCCCUCUCGUGGCACAUUUGAGGAUGCCAACAAUGGCCAAAAUGGCUGAAAAAAGAAAUCAUAUAUAUAUAUAUAUAUGUAAAAUCUUUGUUAUUAUUAUCAUUAUCAUUUUGAAUGGUUAUUAUUCACCUAAAAAUAUAUUGUGCUACUCUAGCUUUUUAUUUCUGUGUUGUUAGGCAAGUGAGAUGCAAAUAAUAUAUGUUAAACUGCUCUCUCACCCAACCUUUUUUGUUUGUUAUAUAUAUAUAUAUAUAUAAAAUUUUAUUUUAUUUUA